Menidia menidia (Atlantic silverside) is the source of this 570-nucleotide messenger RNA. NCBI's taxonomy places the organism in Eukaryota, Metazoa, Chordata, Actinopteri, Atheriniformes, Atherinopsidae. The record is from the annotation of a GenBank genome assembly.
CAGGCAAACAUGGAUGCGUUCAGCUCCAAGGACAUGGCCUUGAAGGCACAGAAGAAGAUCCUCAGCUCCAUGGCCACGAAAAGCUCGGUGCAGAUGUUCAUCGACGACACCACCAGCGAGAUCCUGGACGAACUGUACCGAAUCUCCAAAGAGUACACGGGAAAUAAAACAGAGGCUCAGAAAGUCGUGAAGGAUCUGAUCAAGAUUGCGGUCAAGAUUGGCCUGCUGUUCCGAAACAACCGUUUCAGCAAAGAGGAACUGGGAGUGGCCCAAGACUUUAAGAAAAAAUUCCAUCAAGGGGCCAUGACAGCAAUCAGCUUUUAUGAGGUGGACUUUACCUUCGACAAGACAGUGAUGGCGGACAUCUUGUCCAGCUGCAGGGAUCUGCUGUUGAAGCUGGUCAACACGCACCUCACCCCGAAAUCGCACGGUCGCAUCAACCACGUCUUCAACCAUUACUCCGACCCCCAGCUGCUGACUCAGCUGUACGACCCCAGCGGGCCGUUCAGACCCCACCUCACCAAGAUCUGUAAAGGACUCAACAAACUGGUGGAAGACGGGACAAUAUGA